GCGGCCGAGGGCAGUGUUAGCGACACAGCAGCGACGCGAUGGGACGUGGUGAAAGUGCGAAUGGCCGUCGGCAACAGCGCGAUGUCGCUGGAGAGGGUGAAGGAAAGGCGUCGAAGUGUGUGUGUGAUGAUGUAUUGGCGUGAGGGUGAGAUCGGCGUGAGACGUCAAGUGCCUGACGCAGCUUGGCUUGGGAUCGCGCGGCUGCUUUGCCACCUCCGCCUGCACACGACCCUCUGGGAUGCCCGUCCUGGAUUCUGCCGAUCUAUCCGUUACAGCUUGGCUACGAAACACGACACUUUCCAAAAUCAACCUGUUCCCAAGUCUCCGCCGCGUCUCCUUAGUAUCAGGGACUGCGCUGCUGCUAGCAGUAGCCGUCUCGAGCCGGCACCCUCAACCAUCGACACCCUCGCGCGACAGUCCAGACCGCGACACCAACAGGCACUUGCAUGGCCACGACAGCACGCGUAUGCACAUUACUUCUAGAGCCCGCUGCAGCUACAGCUCGUCUUUUACGACAACACAGCAGCAUACUCCACACCGAGCCCACGGUAUUUCAAAUUCGACUUGCUCGUCACAAGCAAAUAUAUCGCUAGUCCAGACAUGCUACAAGAGGCAUGGCCCAAAUUUAGCCCUUAACCGCGAUUGCUUUUGUUCCAGGGCGGGGAAACCUGGCUUCGCUCCCUGAGGCAUUGCCCACUCGUUACCGCAUGUCGUACAGUCCUGAAACACCAACAUCGCAGAGCCGCCCUCAGAGGCGCUUCAUCAGGUACUGUCUGUGCCUAACAAGAGUAAGUCCUUAG
Alternaria alternata is the source of this 800-nucleotide messenger RNA. RefSeq lists its product as hypothetical. The transcript has a single exon. The coding region runs from base 239 to 685 and encodes 148 amino acids. Lineage: Eukaryota; Fungi; Ascomycota; Dothideomycetes; Pleosporales; Pleosporaceae. The record is from RefSeq and is a predicted model, not a curated record.